AGUGAGUGAGGGAGAAAGCAGGAGAAAUGUGAAAAAUCCGUGUCUCGGUGUUUCAUGGCGCGCGGAGGCCUGAGCGGUGUGGAGUGAAGAGCUGACGGAUCAGCAGCAUGAUCAGUGCCUGUUUGCUCAGGCGCCUUGUCCGUUGAGGGAGAUGAAGCCUGAUUCUGUGCCCAGUCCAGUUAUUCAGCUCUAGCUUAUAUCGGAGAAGACUGGCGACUACACCACAGUCGUGUUUUGCCUGCUGGAGGAUGUGGUGCUACACUUCACCCGUUUGAUGGACACGCCUCACAAAGCGCAGCACCUUUUGCAGCCCAACGUGUUUGAUGUGGACUUUGCUGGGCAUCAACGAGGUGGUAGACAACACAAAGAGCAGGCUAGAACAUCACACUAGCUCUCAGGCCCAGGCUAAGCACUUCUACAAAAAGGAAAAUGAAGGUGGAGGAAGUGGGAGGGGCUUAUGCAAAUCAGAGGGAGGCACCAGCCCUGAAGAGGCGGUGCCUCAAGAAAGCCCUGCCUCUUUUAACAGAGAGCAAAUCAUUGUUGAAGUGAACCUUAACAACCAGACCCUGAACGUUUCCAAGGGGUCAGAGGGCAAGAACAGAGAGCGACGUCAGACUCAUCACUGCACGACUAGCGAUGAAGAUAAAGACUAUGAGCAGAGGCAGGAAGAGAUGGAAAUUAGCACAGAGGAGGAAAAGUAUGAUGAAGAUGAAGAAGAGGACGACGACGAUGAUGAUGAUGAUGAUGAUGAUGAUGAUUAUGAAGAGGAGAACGAUCGUAGCAUUCCAGAGGUUCCACAGGCUAUCAUGGAGAGACCACGGCGUGGUACGAGAUCAAGUGCCAUUUCUUUGUGCCAGGGCCUGGGCGGUGGUAUGCUGGCACAGGGGAAGAAGGAGCAGGAGAGUUUGGGCCAGAAGGUAAAGCUGGAGGAGAAGCAGCACUUUGCGUGCAAGAAAUGUCCGCGUGUAUUUAACAACCGAUGGUACCUGGAGAAACACACCAACGUCACACACAAUCGAAUGCAGAUCUGCAACAAAUGCGGCAAACGCUUCCUUCUGGAGAGUGAGCUGCUGCUGCACCAUCAGACCAGCUGUGAGAAGAGCAUACAGUGUGUAACUUGUGGGAAGGCUUUUAAGAAGUUAUGGUCCCUCCACGAGCACAACAAGGUCGUUCAUGGUUACGCCGAGAAGAAGUACUCCUGCGAGGUGUGUGAGAAGAAGUUCUACACGAUGGCACAUGUCAGGAAGCACAUGGUGGCCCACACAAAGGACAUGCCGUUUACGUGUGAGACGUGCGGGAAGUCGUUUAAGCGCAGCAUGUCUCUGAAGGUGCACUCUCUGCAGCACUCUGGGGAAAAACCCUUCAGGUGUGAGAACUGCAGUGAACGGUUCCAGUAUAAGUACCAACUUCGCUCUCACAUGAGCAUCCACAUCGGCCACAAGCAGUUCAUGUGCCAGUGGUGCGGCAAAGACUUCAACAUGAAGCAAUACUUCGAUGAGCACAUGAAGACCCACACUGGCGAGAAGCCGUAUAUCUGCGAGAUCUGUGGGAAGAGCUUCACCAGCCGGCCCAAUAUGAAGCGGCACCGACGCACACACACGGGCGAGAAGCCAUACCCGUGCGACGUGUGCGGCCAGCGCUUCCGCUUCUCCAACAUGCUCAAGGCGCACAAGGAGAAGUGCUUCAGGCUCAGCAGCUCUUUAGGAGAUGACAGCAGCAUGACCUCGGGGGGUGAAGGGUCACACCCUUCCUCUCUUCCUCUUCUCCACUCCAUUAGUGGCCUUCCUCCUUCUCCUCCUCCUCCUCCUCCUCCUCCAUUCUCCAACUCAAGUAACGACUAACAGCUUUCAGUGGAAACCUGGAACUUUUUUGUGUGUGUGUGUGUGUGUGUGUGUGUGUGUGUGUGUGUGUGUGUGUGUGUGUGUGGUGAACCAAAAGCAGUAGGUUAUUUGACUCUAUGGGUGAUGUCAUGUGCAGAAGAGUCUGAAUGAUGUAGCAGGCUUUUUAAACAGUAUGUGAACUCAUUUUCAAGAGAGAUUUUAUAUAUAAUCAAGAUUGGCUCCUUAUACUUCUCAAAAAUUUGUUCUCAAAUGAUGCAUCGUUAAGUUCUCAUGCGCAGCUGAUUGCGCAAAUAACAUUGUUUUGAUUUAGAAUGUCUUUACAGACUGUACGUCCUGUCCGUUUUGUCAGUGUGUGUGUGUGCACCUGUGUGUACAUGCUGGAAAUAGGCUCUGUUCUCUGCUGUCAGAGGAAUCACCAGUGUUGUAUAUUGUGUAUCCAGCCAGCAGAGGGAGCCGUGUGACCGAGCAGCAAUGCAAAAGAGAUUUUUUUUUUUUCCAUCAGAAGGUGCGAUGCCGAUAACCAAAUCCCUGCAUCCCUGCAGUAACCAAACCCUGUGUGCUUAUUAAUGAGGUAUGAUGUGUUUAUAAUCACUCUUGCACCUUAUUUCUAACUUUAACUGUACACUGAUGUUGUAUUGGUUAAUGUUGUCUUAUGUGAUGGCCUGUCUCCGGCACAUGAGAAAUGGGGUGAGAAAAGAGGCAGGGUUAUACAGAAGGUUAUACACAAAAAAAACCUGCAGAUAUCAGAUAUUUUAACAGUUUUCAUUUUGUUUUUUUGUUUUUUCGUUGUUUUUGUUUUUUAAAUGUAGACUUGCACUUUAUUAAAAUCAGUCUGCAUAUCGGCCAUAAACAGGACUGUAAUAUCAGUAUCAGAAGCCUCUGAUUCUGUAGAUAUAUAGCAUUAUAGCAAUAUAUACAACUAAAGAUGUUUGCAAUUUUGUACAUUUGUGUGUACCUGUAAUCAUUCAUGGUACAUUUCAUAUUUUAAAAAUGCAGCUUUUUAUGAAUUUACUCAUUCUAAUGGUACAUAUGGUUUUCACUUCAUUUUCAAAAUCAUUAUUGAUGUCAUAUUUCGAAUUCGAAAUUGAAUUGGGAUUUUGCUUGAAAGUGAUUUUUGAUUUAUUGCAAAUUUGCCCGUGUACACUCUCAAAGUAUCAUAUAAGCAGCUGUUACUUAAAUCUAAACUAUUCAUCUUUACUGAGAUAACAAGUUUUGGUCAUCGAGAUAUCUUCUUUAAUUUAUGUCCAUUAUAGUAUAAUAGAAUUAAUUUAAAAGCUUAAUAGAAAUAUAUCCAGAAUGUUACAUGUUUGUGGCUAUAUCUAGGACUUGUAUCUAUACGACACAAAUAUCUCAAAACAUCUCAAAGUCUGAAAUAAUAUUUGUGUCACUAGAAUUUGGACUUGAAUUUUGUAAAUCGAACUUUAUAUUUUGAAGUCAAAAUGAAUUCCUAAUUAAUUAAAUUCAAUUUUAAAAUGACAAAAUUGACAGCACAUUUCAAAUUCUGUGAAUCAAUUUAAGUUUAGUUUCCUGGCUACUAAUUGGCUGAAAUUCUCCUGACUUACUAUUGUAUAAAUGUUCAUUUUUGAAUUCAAUCGAAUUUCAAGAUGAAUUUACUUUUUCUUGCAUUCUUAAUGAAAUGAUGGACAUACAGAUUUUAACAUCAAAUUUAAAAAAUUGAACUAAAUAACUAAAGCUAAAUUUUAUAUAAAUACUAGUGACAGAAAUAUAGCAAAGCCAAUCAGAUAACGGUUACAAUAUUUGAACUACAUGAAUACACUUAAUAGUUUACUAAGUCCCAAUCCACCGGCAUCCAACUUUUUAUGAAUAGAAGCAGUUAGAAAAUGAAGUAAAAUAAAUAGAAAUAUAUAACAUCUAAAACUUUUAUAUGCAUUAAUUAGUGGUCCUUUAAAAUUGUGUAAAAUUGGAUUAAAGAAAUGAGAUUAUACAGCUUCUAGAGAUUAUGAGUCUCAAUUGCUGAGUAUUAGAAAGGUUAAUUGCAUAUAAAAUAUUGAACUCAGUAUAAUAUAGUUUCAAUAACAGCUAUUACAUAUACUAUAUAACUCCUGUUAACACACACAUUGUGUAUAAGCUGUAAAUAAGUAGUCUACUUUGUCAUUUACUGUGUAAAGUUUUUUUUUGUUGUUUACAUUGUGCUGGGAGUCAGUUGAAUGUGAUGAUAUGUGAUGAAGGAGCCAGUAUUUUGGAAAGACCUUGACCUUGUAAGUUAGAAGUUGGAAGUAGAUACACGUUUUUGUAUACACGAAAAGUUCCCAAAAAUGAUUUUCUUUAAAAAAAAAAACAAA
This is a messenger RNA of Ictalurus punctatus (channel catfish), 4144 nucleotides long. It is a transcript of the gene zbtb47b, whose product is annotated as zinc finger and BTB domain containing 47b. The record is from RefSeq and is a predicted model, not a curated record. Gene Ontology annotation, cellular component: nucleus. NCBI's taxonomy places the organism in Eukaryota, Metazoa, Chordata, Actinopteri, Siluriformes, Ictaluridae. Gene Ontology annotation, biological process: regulation of transcription by RNA polymerase II. Gene Ontology annotation, molecular function: DNA-binding transcription factor activity, RNA polymerase II-specific; RNA polymerase II cis-regulatory region sequence-specific DNA binding. The transcript has 8 exons. Bases 324 to 1841 code for a protein of 505 amino acids.